Psylliodes chrysocephalus is the source of this 771-nucleotide messenger RNA. Lineage: Eukaryota; Metazoa; Arthropoda; Insecta; Coleoptera; Chrysomelidae. The record is from the annotation of a GenBank genome assembly.
AUGUCUAGUUCAUCAGACGAAAACGAUGGACCCCCCAAAAAUAAAUACAUAAAUAAAGCCAAAGUGUUUCAAAAUGCAUGGCUAGAUAAUCCUCUCUAUAAAAAUUGGUUGACCUCAAUGAAAGGAAAUUUAGAAAAGUGCAGAUGUUCUGUCUGUAACACCACUCUUGCAUGCGGAAAAUCCGAGCUAGAUAAGCAUGCAAAAGGGCAGAAACACAUUAAAAAAAUGGCUGCUGUAAGAAGUACACCCAGUGUUUCCACAUUUGUCAGAGCCCCAGAUCAACACAAUAAUCAAGUAAAAUCCCUAGAAAUAGGAAUAUCUGCAUUUUUUGCAGAGCAUAAUAUCGCAUUUCAGAACGUUGACCACCUAAUAGAUGUCCUAAAGAAUAAAAUACCAGAUUCAAAAAUCGUGAAAGAUGUAGCACUUCAUCGAACCAAAGUAGAGACUGAAGAAAUAACUCAAUUUUUGAAAAAUCAAAGAUUUUCAAUUCUUUUAGACGAGUCUACUGAUAUUAGUGAAAAAAAGCUGUUAUGCCUUUUAGUACGAUACAUUAAUAAAGAAUUUAAGAUUUGUACAACAUUACUGGAAUUGAUUGAAUUGGAUGCUAAAGACUGUUCCGCAGCAGUCUUGUUUACAGCAAUUAAUAACUGCUUUGACACUAAAGGCAUACCAUUUCAAAAUAUUGUCGGAGUAGCAUCAGAUGGAGCGGCAGUGGAAAAACCAAUUCAUUUUUUUCGAGAGUUAAAGAAGAAAUUCCUCAUGCGCUGCUAA